This is a messenger RNA of Caenorhabditis remanei, 1188 nucleotides long. RefSeq lists its product as uncharacterized. The record is from RefSeq and is a predicted model, not a curated record. The transcript has 4 exons. Bases 1 to 1188 code for a protein of 395 amino acids. NCBI's taxonomy places the organism in Eukaryota, Metazoa, Nematoda, Chromadorea, Rhabditida, Rhabditidae.
AUGCUGAAAUUUGUGAAGAAGAAGACGGGCGCAGCGACGACGCCGCCGCCGCCCGCCGUUGAGAUUUCCAGACCAAGCAAUUUGAUUGUUUCGAAACAUCGAUUAGUGCGGACGGAUGGAGAUUUUAUAUUGAUUAUGGAGGAUGAGAAAGUCAUCGGUCUCCUCGACAAGCGUGAUCUCGAGCUCGCCGUCGUGCCCACAUUCGACGCGCCGUCCCGCCGGAUCUCCACCACUUCCACACCGCCAACCACCUCCUCCUCUCCACAAAGUCAAGCGUACCUGAUACCGACUUCUUCGAGUUCAAAUCGUUCCGCUGUUGGAGAAGUAGACGUCGUUCCACUACUAUCCUCUCCCAUCGGUAUCUCCCCGAACAAGUAUAAGACACUGCCAGCCGGCGCGUUCUCAUCCAAACAACAGCAACAACAGCAGCCGUGGCUUCAAUGGCAAUUCUCACAGAAUCAUGAUUUCAACGAGCCAAUUUCUAAUUACAAAUCGACGAGUGUCGAGCAACUCUUUUCCCCGCCAAUUCCAACGCCUCGUAAUCGCUCAGAAUCCACACUUCAAGCUCAAGGAAGUCAUAAAUACGACACUAUCACAUUUGCACAGCCAAACGUCUCGAGUUCAGCGCAAUGUAACGUGGAAAUCCGGCUGGGAGACGAUCGUACUCCACCGCCCCCUCCGAAUCGGGCACCGCCCGUCCCUCUAUGCUAUACGCCGUGUCUGUCAGCAGUCUUUGUUCCAGCUGACAACUUGGAUUACACACAAGUGCAAUCAGUGUCAGUGGAAGACCCCGAUCUGGCAGAGAUGACGUUAGAUGAGAUGAGGAAGCAUGCGGAGGAUAUUGAGAGUUAUAUUCAGGGUCAAGUGCAGGAAAAAUGGUGUCAAGAGAAAGCGCAAACCGAGAAAUGGAUUGAAAAUAUCGCUGGGCGAGUGGCGAAAGCAGAGACAAUGAACACGAUCAAACUGGAAAUGUCCAGUAGAAAACGUCCAUCGCUAUCCCAUGCAUUCGACCAAUUCAAGGAAUCUUGUCCAUCGCUGGCUCCAUCGGAUCCUGAUCCUAACAAUGGUUAUGAGAGAUUGUAUUACAGUUCCAGAGAUGUUUCCAGAAAUGUUUCCAGAAAUGUUUCCCCAGUGAGACGACAGUUCAGUGCGGAAUCUGAUGGGGAUAUUGAAGAUAUCCGUUUUUAA